Molecule: messenger RNA, 6772 nt
Organism: Hemicordylus capensis (graceful crag lizard)
Lineage: Eukaryota; Metazoa; Chordata; Lepidosauria; Squamata; Cordylidae
Gene: RASEF
Product: RAS and EF-hand domain containing
Exons: 17
Coding region: 341-2581 (746 amino acids)
Molecular function (GO): calcium ion binding; GTPase activity; GTP binding
Source: RefSeq, a predicted model, not a curated record
GAUUCGCCGCUGCCGAACAAAACCGCCCGACCGACGUAAUAGCCAAGGUUGCGUCUUUUUGCUGGGUUGAUCUUGGGACUGGGAGGUGUUUGUUUACCAUGGGGCGAUAUCCAGCUCCCAGUCGCAAAGUGGCUUCAUCAGGCUGGGUGCUGGAAAACCCCGCAGCGGAGGCCAUCAACUCUUGGAAGAACUUUCUGAGCCCAGGGGGGUGGAGCAGGGGAGGGGCGGCCCUUGAGGGCAACGCACCAAGUCGGUGACUGUGCGCGGACAGCGGCGCCUGUUCUCCACCGUUUCGCAUUCCCGGAGCCGGAUCCUGCUGCUGCCGGUUCCUCUUGCGGUGAUGGGGUCCGGUAAGGGAGGGCAGGUGGAGCUGGACGAGGUGUCGCGGCUGCGCUCGAUCUUCUUGGCCUGCGAUGCGAACGGCUCCGGCCGGCUCGAGCGCGACGAAUUCGGUUCGCUGUGCGCCGAGCUGCGGGUCCGGCCGGCGGAAGCCGAGGCGAUCUUCCAGCGGCUGGACACCGACCGCGACGGGGCCAUCACUUUCCACGAGUUCGCGCGCGCAUUCCGCGGCGCCACUCAGCGGCAGAGACGGCCGCAGCAGCACCAACGGCGGCGAGGCACCCGAGGGGAGCGGUCGGAGGAGGAGGAGGAGGAGGGGGCUGAGCUGGAUGUGGAUGAUGAUGCCCUCGAGGCUUUGGCUGGGGCGGCGGCAGCCAGUGCCAUGGAGCCGAGUCAGGCUUGGCGGGAAUUCGAGCUUCGGCUCGGGGAAGAGGCAGGCUACAUCCCCAGGCAAGAACAGGUCAGCGUUUUGUAUCAGAACAUUAAUAUAGUGGAACCUCGAUUAGUUCAACCUUAUGAACACAUUAUUAAGAACUUUAUUCGUGAGAUCAAGCUUCAGAGUACAGAGAUGGAAAACUUAGCCAUAGCUGUAAAAAGGGCACAGGAUAAAGCAGCAAUACAGCUCAGUGAACUAGAAGAGGAGAUGGACCAGCGAAUACAGGCUGCAGAGCAUAAAAUCAAGAAGGAGGAGAAACGGAAAGCAGAGGAGGCUCUGAAUGCUCUUAAGCGUCAGUAUGAAGCUGAAGUUGGUGACCUUCAAGUGACGAUUAAAAAACUUAAAAUGCUUGAAGAACGAUCUAGAAACGUUAAUCACAAAGAAGACUUGGCUGCAUUAAAGAACAGGAUACAUGAAUUGAACUUGGAAAACCAGAAACUUAAGAAAGAUCUUAUGGAAGCACAGACAAAUAUAGCUUUCCUUCAGAGUGAAUUGGAUACUUUGAAAAGUGAUAUUGCAGAUCAGAGUUUGAAUUCAGAGAGAGACCUGGAAAUGAUCAGGGAGUACACUGAAGACAGAGAUAGUCUGGAAAGGCAGAUAGAAAUAUUACAGUCGGCAAACAGGAAACUUCAUGACAGCAAUGAUGGCUUAAGGAGUGCAUUAGAGAACAGCUGGAGCAUAUACAACAAAUCGUUGCGUCUAACAAACAUUUCCCCGGGGAACACCCUCUCUAGAAGCAGUCCCAAGUGUGGCCAGUCUCCCCAAAAUCCACGCUAUGACAGAUCAUCUCGAUGUUCUUAUGUGGAUGAAGACUAUGAUUCCCUGGCACUUUGUGAUCCUAUGCAGAGGAUAAGCUGUGAGGUUGACAGCCUGCCUGAAAGCUGCUUUGACAGUGGCUUGUCUACCUUGAGAGACUCAAACGAAUAUGACUCAGAAGUGGAAUCCAAGCAUCAAAGGAUUUCUCAAAGAUUGCAAUGUCCGCAGGAAAGCUCUGUUGGCGAUGCUUCUGAUACAGACGUCCCAGACAUUAGAGAUGAAGAGGUCUACAGUCCUGAUGAAGGCAGCACAGUGUUAGAUUGGAAACCCACCCAGCCAGUCAGCCGAAGCAGUUCCGGAGCAUCAACAAGGAAAUGUAUCCCUGUCAUCUCUCCACAGUCAGACUCCAUUGACUGCAACUCCAGAUACCCAAGCUCGGAGAAGGCUUACAAGAUAGUUCUUGCCGGAGAUGCAGCAGUUGGAAAAUCUAGCUUCCUUAUGAGGCUUUGCAAAAAUGAAUUUCGAGGGAACACCAGUGCAACGCUAGGGGUUGACUUUCAAAUGAAGAGGCUUAUUGUUGAUGGGGAACCUACAGUGCUGCAGCUGUGGGACACAGCAGGACAAGAGAGGUUCCGAAGUAUUGCUAAAUCCUACUUCAGAAGAGCUGAUGGUGUGCUGCUACUGUACGAUGUAACCUGUGAGAAAAGUUUUCUUAAUGUACGAGAAUGGGUGGACAUGAUUGAGGAUGCAACACAUGAAAACAUCCCAAUCAUGAUGGUGGGAAACAAAGCAGAUCUUCGCCAGGUUGUUUCUGAGCAAGGACAGAAAUGUGUGCCAAUAAACUUUGGAGAAAAACUGGCCAUGACUUAUGGUGCCUUAUUCUGUGAAACAAGUGCUAAAGAUGGGUCAAAUAUUGUGGAGGCAGUUCUUCAUCUUGCUCGGGAAGCACGGAAAAUAAGUGAUAAGAAAGAUGAUGAUGGUUCGGUAACUAACCUGGCUGGUACAACACUAAAAAAGUCUGUACUUUCCAAAAACUGUUGCAGCAGUUAGAAAUCAAGACCCCUUUCACCUCAAAGAAACUUUUAUGGCACUUCUAAAAACAAAACAAAUGAAGCAUUCAGGCAUAAGCUGGACAGGAUGAUUAGUAGAAGGGAAGAGGGGAGCCAUCAGUCUUCCUGAGCCAGGCCCAUAAAGAUGUUCAUCUGCUUCAUACUCUUCGGAACAACGCUGAGCAAAAACAAGUUGGAGAGUUUCAAUUUUCAGUCCAGUGGCAGGGUCAGACACUGCUGCCACUGGUCCUUAAAGACGGCAAUUCCAUGUCAGAUCACCUGUGCCUUUUUAAGCCUACCUGCCCGAUAACGACUUUAAGAGAUCAUCUACUGUGACUUCAUAUGUAAAUAUUAAGCUAACGUGGAAAGUCAACUUUCUGCUUUCUGACUUGCAUUCGAGAAGACAUUUGCUGAUCUUUAUAAAAUGUCAUUGCCAGCAUAAAACACUCAACAUGUUUGUUUUGAAAGUUCAUGCUGUGUUCUGCAUCAAGAUCACAAGAAAAAUGGUGGCAGCUGAUACACAGAAAUGGAGUUUGAGUUGUCCAACUCUGAACAAAAUUUUCACCCCUGCAAAGAGCAACUGUUUGGUACAGAAUCACUGGCAUCAUUGAGGAACUUUAGAAUGAACUGAUAAGACUAGAUAAGUCUAAAUAAUUCUUAUUUAGAUAACUAAGUCUUUAUUCUCAGUGAAGAUUAUGUAUUGUCUGGGCUGUACUACUUCAGACUGUAGGGGACUCAAAAGAUGGAAUGCUCCCUAAUUUCUUUUUAAUCCUGCAUAUUAAAAACUAGCAUAUUAGGGGAAAGCCUAGGUUAGAAUCUCUUUUUCAGACAUCUUUUCCCCACCCGCCUCUGAUUGGGGGGGAAACCCACCAUACAUUCAUGUGAUGCCCCACAUGAAUACAGUAUGAAGUUAUAUAGUUCACCCAUAGCUUUACCACUGCAUUAAGAUCUAGGCCUUAAACAAGUUCUAGGCCUUAAACAAGCCGUGCCAUCUUUUGGAAGAUCAUUUUUAUGGCAGAGUUUGCAUCAUUCAGUGGAGUUGAGCAUAAAAUAUAAGACACCAUCUCCUUGCCCUGCAAACAAGUUGUAGUUCUAACUGCAGGGAUCAAGGAUUCUCAUCCUGUGCCGUAGUGAGUCUGGGGCAAGUACAGGCAGGGAGAAGGAAGUGCCACCUACUGGCUGGUCAUAUUACAACACACUUCCACACAGGCCUAGUUUAGAAACAGUUGAUGAAGCCUUCUGAAAUGUAACUAAAAUCAGUGGACAGUUCACACCCGGAAAUGCUCACCCUUGUGCUGGGCUUGAGUUUCAAUAAACCAAAGGAAAAAGACAGUGUGCAAGGCCUCCAGAGGUAAUAAUGGGCAGCAAAGCCUCUGCAAACUAGGUUUAUAAAAACCAGGGGCUUGGCCCUGACCCUCAGCCAAUUAAUACACGGAGAAUUUACUAGCCUUUUGUAUUGUUCCAAUGAAGCAAGAACAACCUGUCACUUCCCCUCCUGAAGACCUAUUGGGAGAGACGGAUUGAAAAGACCGCCUUUAUGGAGGCGCCUCUCUCUCUUUGAAACAGAGUGCUUUGAAGCAUUCUUCAGUGUUGCAAAUAUGAAUCCUGUUCAACUCCAUUUUAUGACAGAAAUCUUGUAGUAACAAAAAUGUAAGACUGAAAUCCCUGUGGUAUCUAGGUACUAUGGCGUGCAGUGUGCACUUUAAGAAUUGCAUUCUAUUUUAUAUCGUUUGACGCUGAAGGAGGAAUCCAAGUUGUUUGUUCUGAAAAGCUCUUGGCGAUCACUAAGAAAAAGUCUCAGCCGUAUUGAGUGACUUGAGCUUUUUUAAUAAUACAUUUCAAAUGUUUUAUUGUAUUCAUUGUCAUAUUCCCCCCCCCAUAACUAACUUAUAAAACUAGCCUAAUUUUAUAGAUUUUACUUGCUUUUCUGGGACCAGGUUCUCAGUUUUGAAAUAGAAGGAAACUAGCAUCUGUGCGGCAGUAUGUUCCCCCCACCUUCUGCCCACCUCCCCCCUUCUGCCCCAGUCUCCUUGGCCCCCCGCCCCCUUCUGCCCCAGUCUCCUCUACGUCGUCACCACCAUUAUGUUUCUCCUGCCUGCCCACUCGACCGCCAUUAUUUCUCGCUUUCCUCCCCUCUCCGUUUCCCCUUAUUUCUUCUCCCCACCAACUGCCUGCUGUCUUUCCUCUUUCUGCCUUUCUCCUUGACUUCUUUCUUUCUUGACCUCUUUCCUCUUACUGCCUUUCCUCUUGACUGCGGCCGGGUGGGCUGGGGCCACCUCCGCUGCCACCAUCCUCGUCGGCUUGCCCCCUUCUGCCCCAGUCUCCUCUGCUUUCUCACCGCCACCAUUAUUUUUCAUCCGCCCACCAUUAUUUCUCCCCUGCCUGCUCAGCUGGGGCCGCCUCCAAUCAAGAUGGUGCUUGCAACUCUCACUCAAUCUCGUGAAAGCAUGCGAGACCAUCUGCAUGCAUCCCCAGGCAUUCUGUCGUUCUAGCUAAGUGAAUUAAAUAUAUAGAUGUCUGUGAAUGAAAACAACAAUUGUUAGUUGUUCACAUUUGUGCAUGUCUAUUCAACUUGGAACAAUUUAGAAAAGAAAAUUAAAAAUAAUCUGUAGACAGGUCUCCAAGUGGCCUUGCCCUCUUACUCCAGGUUGUUAGAGGAGGUGUACAAUUUUGCUUAAUGGUUGAUGCAGUGUGAGAAAUCCUCCUUGUAGCUAUGACACUCAAACACUUCUUGAGAUCUUUGUGAUCUGCCAGUGACAGGACUGGGGCAUGGAGAUGAUCUUGUUGACCAAAAUUGUGUGUUUGGGAUAUAAUGCAUGCACUACAUUAAGACAGCAUACUAAAACAGGCUAUUGUCCUGCUGCUUAAACUUGCUGCGUCAACAAAUAUAGAAUGGGAUGCUGCUGAUGUAGCAAUGCUGAGCUUAAUUCUGGGGGUGCUACAAAGCAGAUAAACCAGCUCCCCCCCAAAAAAGUUGAAAUUGGGGUGAAUGGGAAAUGGGAGUUUGUAUAAUUGAGCCAAUAUAAAUGCAAAAUUAUGGAAGUAAGCCGGCACCGAUCUUUAUAGAAUGUCCUCUAUUUUUAUUGAUAUGCAUGCUAAACCAGAGCAACUCAAGCCUCAAACCCAGAGUUGUUAGGUUUCAUGGCUUGUUUUCUUACUAUUUUGAAAUACCAUUAGCUGAAAUCUUGAGGUGUUCAUAACUUUAGGAUACAGGUCCUGGAUGUGAACAAAAAUUUUUUUAAAAGUUUUUUUUAAUGAGUUAAAAUUAGUUUAAAACAUUACAACCAUAGGAUUUUAUGUACUGUAUACCAAAGUUUUGAAUAUUUGAUACUAGCAGCCUUGCUGAUAUAUUUAUGGACAAGCUUUCCUUUUAAGCCACAUGGCAUCAGAGCUAAUCUGGAGUUUUCUUGUACUGCUUUGAAAUGUUUUUUUCAGUACCAAAGCACAUAAAAGUAUGACAGCAAAAGCAAUAUGUGUACAGAUUUGAUUACCUCCUCCAUCAACCAACAUAAUUGGACUUUUUGUGAUUUAUUCUCUUUUUGAAGUCUCUAAUGCGGAGUAAGUUACCUUUUUGUGAGCAUACACCUUGUUCAUUUCAGUGGAAGGUGAAGCUCCAUGCAAUGGGACCUGCUGCAUGGAGCACUCCAUCAAUUUAAUUGAAUCAAGAAAUCUGCUUAUACAAGAGUCCAUAUGUCCACUGGAGUACAGGUGGAACUCUGGGUUGGAACAACUGAGCUAAAUAGGCCCCCAAGUGUAUGCAAGUAUAAGUAGUUAAUGGAAUUCAGGCUAUUUGUAAAAAAACACACACCCCUUCUCUGCUGGUUUGUUAAUACCUAACUUGUAGUCCUAACCACAAUACUGGUAUUUUUAUUUAUCUAGUGGCUAUAUUACCUUGUGUAUUUAUUUAAAAAGAAAAAUCUUGAUAUGUUUUUGCUCCUGGUAAAUUCUGUACAUACGAUUAUUUUUAUGCAUUUAACACAGAACUAUUAUUUUUGUCUCUUAUUGUGUAUUUUAAAAAAAUGUUAGCAUGUUUUUGUUUUUGUUUUUGAGGGAAAGAGCUUUAUGCUUUUGUACUCUUAAAGAUUUGAUCUACUUGUGCUUUGGUAGCCAGAUAUUUAACACAUGCUAGUAGUUUGUGUGCCAAAAAUAUACUACACUGAAAUUUCUUAGAAUUAAAAUUAUGUAUAAUACA